Messenger RNA from Gaeumannomyces tritici R3-111a-1, 3619 nucleotides. Its product is annotated as fungal specific transcription factor domain-containing protein. The transcript has 5 exons. Gene Ontology annotation, molecular function: zinc ion binding; DNA-binding transcription factor activity, RNA polymerase II-specific; sequence-specific DNA binding. Gene Ontology annotation, biological process: positive regulation of transcription by RNA polymerase II; DNA-templated transcription. The record is from RefSeq and is a predicted model, not a curated record. Lineage: Eukaryota; Fungi; Ascomycota; Sordariomycetes; Magnaporthales; Magnaporthaceae. The coding region runs from base 774 to 3284 and encodes 836 amino acids.
UUCUGACACGCCAAACCAAAACCCCUUCUCUGGAUCGUCGAGGACAAGUCAAUUGAGGCCAAAUACAUGCCAGCGGUACGUGCCAGUGGUACCUACGGUGCCCGCGGCUACCCCACCCAUUGCAACCACACAUGCUGCCUGGACCCCUCGCUGCCUGACCAGCUCCUUAGGUAAUCUGACUGUGCGUGUGAUCGGGGAGGUGAUGCCGUCUGGCCGCCCCGUCUACGCCCCGUCGCCCUGUCCACCCAAACCUGAGCCUCCCUCGCGCCUCGCAACCUGCCCGUGAUUGAGCCUGAUUGUGCGCGAACCAGCUGGUCCCCAAUAUUGAAACCCACCACUUGCCUGCCUGCUGCUUGCCGCUGCCCGCCCGCCUGUGCCGCACUACCCCUCAGCUCCCUCCGAUCCAUCUUAUCCCUAGUCUUAUCCCUAGUCUUUGUGGCCUGUCCGCCGUCUGAGAAGUUGGCAGCCAAGCGUCACGAGAGAUUACAGGAGACGGACGUGAGAGCGAGCGACGCGAAUCUACCGCAGCUCCGCGAAGCCAGAUUGGCCGUCAGCCGCAUCGCCUUUCUCGUCAUCGACAUCCCCACCCUCACUCAGCAGCCUCUCCUCCAACAGCCGCGUCUUUACUUGAAUCUCAGCUCAGUUAGGCGACAGUAGCGCCCCCGUUUUCUCGGGUGUGCUUCGCUAUAGUCCACCGGUAACCCGCCACCCCGGGCAGCCGCCCCAGCCGAAUCGCCACGCUGGCGCCUCCAAGACAAGGGGCCAGGGGCGCAAUGCCCCGGUCCAGUUUUGCAGAGAACCCGUUGCUGAGAGUAUCCAGGCCUGUCUCGGCCUGCUCAAGAUGUCGCUCUGCAAAAGUCAAGUGUGAUGGGAAGCUCCCGGCAUGCACCGCCUGUGAGAAGGCCGGCCGUGAGAACGAGUGCUCUGCUGCCAACGACCAGUUCGCCCGUGGCAAGGAGCGAAGCUAUGUCGCCGCCCUGGAACUUCGUGUUGAGAAACUCGAGAGGCGUCUCAAGUUUGCCAAGUCCAGGAAGGCGUCCAUGGCUCUGCACGACAUGGACCUUCCGCCCUCAGCUGCCGACCGCAAGGACUCGCUGGCCAACAUCCAGGCCGCCAUGUACCGCAAGGCUGCCCGGCAUCGUGAGAACUCGGACGUCAACGCCCUGGUGUCUGAUUUUGGCUUUCUGUCGGUGAACGCAACCACGCAGGACUUUGAGCCUUCAGUCAGCAACAUGACCUUUGCUCGCCUCCUGCUCGCUGCUGCCAUCAUGGAUCCGCUCCCUGAGCCCAUGUCGGAAGGACCCCCACCUCGGCAAGUUGCCGAGAUGCUCGUCAAGUACUACCUCACGCACAUCUACUCCCUCUACCCCUUCUUUGCCGAUUUUAGCGUGCAUUCGAGCCUGGACAAUCUCUAUCAGGACGGGCGCCGACUGGCCAAGCACCCAGACUGCUGGCUCCUGUACAUGAUCUUUGCCAUUGCUUCAGCCGCUCAAAGCCGCACCCUCCAUGACGACUUCUACCGCAACGGCGUCGAGUUCGUGGGACAGGCCAUGAGAUUCGCCGACCGAGCCUUGAUGCCGGGCAAGGAGACCCAGAUUCGCUCCCUGAUCCUCCUCACACAGUACUCCAUGUUUGACCCAGCGCAUUUCGACAGCUGGCACCUGAUCGGCUUCACUGCCCGCGCCAUCGUCGACCUCGGCUUCCAUCAAGACCCCCCUGCGACAGAGCCCAUGGACAAGGACAAACUGAACCUGCGCCGCAAGAUAUUCUACUCGGUCUACGCCCUUGACAGGUCCAUCGGUAUGGUGAAUGCCAGGGCAUUCUCCUUCACCGACGACGCCAUCAAUGUCGCCUUGCCUAGAAUGACGGGUCUGGGUAGGAUCCCCUCGAUUUCGGGACCCAUCACAGGUCCGCAGUCGGCCGACCCGGCCAUCUUGCUAUUCCAGCUGCGCCAGACGCAGUCACACUGGUACCAGACCCUGGUGCAGUCGGAUCCUUCCGAGCCGCUCCAGGACGCGCAAUCGUACAUCUGGCAAAUGUGCCACGAGAUGCGCGAGUGGUUCGAAUCACUACCUGACAUGCUACCAACCGACAUCCGAUGCAUCUUCGACCUCGAGCUCAAGUACAGCUACGUCUAUUGCAUUGCACCCAGUAGCCGGGCGCCUAUCCUCACUGCGCACGGAACGGUGCUCAUAUUCGAGUACGCCAUUGCGUAUAUGGAGGCACUCCACGCCCUCGUAGUUCAGGCACCAUCCGGCGGGGCUAUCCAGCAGCAGCAGCAGCAGCAGCAGAAAUCUCAGAGACGCGUCCCUUGCCCGCUCCUGACCUAUGACCAGGCACUGAGAGCGUACUUCAUGGCAUCGCAGUUUCUAGCCGUUAUGCACGAUACCAAAGACACCCUACUCGCAGGCUCCUCGGUACCUGUCCCAAUUCUAACUCCCGGUACUGCCCCACCUCCCCCUAUGCCCGAGAGGCGCGGUGGUGACAACACAGAGCGCAGCCUCGCGUGCCUGGAUAGUGGGGUCGCAAUUCUCAAGACUCUUGGCGAGCGCUGGGCGAUUGCUGCUGUGCUAGGUGCAGACUUUGAGGCCAGGAGCUCCGAGCUUCGCGAGGAGCUGAAGGAGCGGAAGGCGGCAAAAGACGCCGCCAGGCUGGAGCAGCAACAGCAACAGCAGUCACCGCCACCGCACCAGCAGUUGCAGCAACAUCAGCAGUCUCCGCACCAGCAGUUACAACAGCGACAACAGUCUCCGCAUCAGCAGUCGCCUCACCAGCAGCUGCAACAGCGGCAGCAGUCGCCGCACCAGCAACUACAACAACAUCAGCGGUCGCCGCGGCCACAGCAACACCUUCAGCAGCAACACCAGCAGUCGCCACCGCCGCAGAUGCGUGUCAACAUGGCCUCUCAUGCAACACCUCAACCCCACCUUGAGCAACAGUAUCAAUCUCUUCACCAAUCCAUGGUAUCUGGACCUCCCCCUGGCCAUUAUCAACCUCAGACCUCGAUGCCGCCGUCGGAUAGCAUGUCGCAGCCGCCUCCCCAAAAUGGCGCGCAGCCCUUCUCAUCUCCUGUUCCCGGUGUUCAACCCCUGCUCAGAAGCCCAGCGUUUGCCGUCCAGGUACCCCAGGCGCCGCUGCAGCAACAGCCGUUGCCGCCGCUGCCACCCACCCGGGGGCAGCCGCAGCAGCAUCUUCCUGUGACAAUAGUGCCUUCGUAUUCGUCAGCGGAUAUUCAGUGGGCAAAUGUCGACAUCAACGAGAUGAUGCGCCAGGGUGGCAUCUGAGAUGUAAAGGACUGUCGCCGUCCAACCCAGUUUUGUCUUGUUUCUUGUGCUGUAGAAACUAUGUGCUUUGUAUUUGAGCUAGCCUAAGCGAUCUCUACCUUUUUGUUUCUUUUAUUUCCACUACUGAGAUAUGUAUUGUGCAAUUUUACAUUAUCUUGGGCCCUUCUUCUGGCUGAUUCGGAGGUAGGAUAUCGUCACCUAUAAUUUCUGUUGGACAUGCAGCGUGGACAAGAGGCGAGGCUGCGUGAUGGUCAACUCUCCUAAUAAUAUUUAAAGACGGUAAUGUGCAUGCAAGACAUGAGGUGAUGUUCAAUAUGAAAGAUUCAACUAUCUGC